This is a messenger RNA of Cyclocybe aegerita, 525 nucleotides long. NCBI's taxonomy places the organism in Eukaryota, Fungi, Basidiomycota, Agaricomycetes, Agaricales, Hemipholiotaceae. The record is from the annotation of a GenBank genome assembly.
AUGCUUGUGCUCUCGAUCAUCGGCUUCGUCCAGGACCAAAGAACCUCGACGUCCAGGGACCUAAAUCAGACGAGGACCCUUGUAUGCUUCGUUGCUUCGAUCCUCACCACCAUCUACCUCUUAUUUAUCAUCCUCUCCGCCUGUAUCCCCUCAUCCGCAUUCUACCAAAAACUCACACGUACGCGUCGUUCGACCGCUGCUUGCGUUAACUUCGCGUGUGCCGCCAUAUUGAUACCUCUUUGGGGUGUCACCGUCCACGGGAAUGCUCGGCGCAUCGCAGGUGUUGAAGACUCGUACUACUGCGAAAAUUCUACGUGCCUCAACGCAGGGGUAUUACCCAGUAUCAACCACCAACAUUUGACCAUGACAGUCAUCGCAAGCAUCACAACUGCUCUCGUCGCCUCGUUCGUGGCCAUGUUCGCAGAUUGUGCAUGGAAGGCACGACGUCGAGAGAAGGGUCUGGAGUUAGCAUUUUCAAACGAGCAGACAAGGUCUUUCACCAGAUCGUCUCGUAACAAGCCAUAG